Messenger RNA from Thunnus maccoyii (southern bluefin tuna), 6110 nucleotides. RefSeq names its product phosphodiesterase 10A (gene pde10a). The coding region runs from base 1376 to 3754 and encodes 792 amino acids. Gene Ontology annotation, biological process: signal transduction; negative regulation of receptor guanylyl cyclase signaling pathway. NCBI's taxonomy places the organism in Eukaryota, Metazoa, Chordata, Actinopteri, Scombriformes, Scombridae. The record is from RefSeq and is a predicted model, not a curated record. The transcript is spliced from 22 exons. Gene Ontology annotation, molecular function: 3',5'-cGMP-stimulated cyclic-nucleotide phosphodiesterase activity; protein binding.
AGGGAGAGGGGGUGGUGAGGUUUGCUCAACUGGUGGCAGGCACCCAUCUGUGACUUUCCUGAAAGAAAAAUGAAUGUGUGAAAGUAGAAGUCAGGUCUGUGCAGUUUUAUCCAACUGGUUAUCUCUUAAAACUCCCCAUGCACGCACAGUCCUUUGUUGGCUUAGUGAAAGAGGAGUGCUGAUUUUUUUCUUUCUUUCUCUGGCACUCAGAGCUGAGUCGACCGGAGGGGAAAACUACCAUCAAGCAAUCUGUAAAAGCCAGACCGGUGGCGUCAUUGCCUCCUCUGUAGUACGCGCAACACCACGACUCUCCUGCUGCAUUUAUUCACAGCUCAAAUUGCUCUGUGGCUCCCGCACACUGAAGUGAAAGCAAACCUGCUCGUCCAAAGACUGGUCCUCAGAACACAAUGCGUGUUUGUUCGAUUUAUGUUACUCUGGCACAUGGAUUAGGAGGUUUUGCGCAAGAAGUGUCAAAGGCAAAUAGAGUAUUUUCUCCUCGUCGCUGGACUGAUGGUGUUGUAAAAGAGAAGGUAUUGUACCGCGCACUCCCCCUACACCACUUCUGUAGUACAGUGUCUCCAGUUUUAGGAGGAAUCCUCUCCUCCUUCACAGAUGUUGCCGGAGAGCAUUUUUUACCCGCAACUUAGUGUGCAGUUCAAAUGUUGCCGGGAGGACACAUGCUUUUGGUGUACUUUAGUGUGCAGACCACGUCCAGAUAAUCUCAGUUUACAUUGGCCUUUACUCUUCAAGAUACCCAAGAGUUCCCGUUGUGUCGCCUGUGCGUCAUCCAUACCUGAUUAGACUUGUAGUCUGACGUCGCCGCAAACCAUUCAUGCAAAACACCUCAUACGACGUUGAAAAUCUGAAUUGGUCCCUUUUAAAGCGUGAGCAAAACCAUCCGGAGUGACGAAAACCACUUUUUCUUUUCAUAAAGACGCGGAUCAACAAGUUGCCCUCAGUGCGUAAUUUCCAUCUGAGCGGGGUUCAAACAUAAUCCGCGUCACACGUGAUCAACAAAUUACUUUAGCUGUAAAUAUUUCUCGUUUGUCAAGAGAAAUAAGUCCCUGACUGUCCGUGGAGACGCAUCUUGUUCGAUUGCGGCGGGAAUCAAAAGCAGACCGGCUCCAUGCCUCGCUGCGUCUCCAGAUGCUCGGCUGGCGGCUGGCCACCACAUGGUAACUUUGCGCACACCGCACGCUGGAAAGAGGACAUAUAGAGAGUGGAUCAAUGGGACUGAUAUUUAUUCGCAUUUCUCUUCUCGCCUCCCCCAGACUGUUGUGUGUGUUUUAUAUCCUGCUGGUUGAAGGUGUCUCGCGUUAUCAGCAGAUAUCGACUCUGCGGUGGAUAGAUCCAUCACUCGAAUAGGGAGCAGCAAAUGUCGAAGAAACGGAAAAGUCCUGACGACCAGGGCUUUGAGGAAUCUCCGCCUGCAGGAUGCAGCGAUCAAGGCUUGACAGAUGAGAAAGUGAAGGCCUACCUCUCGCUGCACCCGCAGAUGCUGGACGACUUCGUGUUGGAGAGUGUGAGUGCAGAGACGUUGGACAGAUGGCUGAAGAGGAAGACCAGCAGCAGGCCUGCAGAUGACACAUCAGCUAAAGACGUCAGCAGGCAGUACCAGGACACAAAUAUGCAGGGUGUGGUGUACGAACUCAACAGCUACAUGGAGCAGCGCCUGGACACUGGAGGAGACAACAAACUCCUGCUCUAUGAGUUGUGCAACAUCAUCAAAACAGCAACUAAAGCUGAUGGAUUUGCACUUUACUUCUUGGGAGAAUGCAACAAUAGUUUAUGUGUGUUCACUCCAACGGGGGCCAAGGAUGGCCCUCCAAGCCUCAUCCCCUCCGGCCCCAUUGCAUUUGGGACAACCAUUGCCGCUCAUGUUGCCAAGACUCGCAAAACACUGCUAGUAGAGGACAUCAUGGGGGACGAGCGCUUCCCCGACGGCACAGGGCAGGACUCAGGGAUCCAUGUUCACUCUGUCCUGUGCCUCCCCAUCCUCACUGCCAUCGGGGACCUCAUUGCCAUCCUGGAGCUGCAUCGGCACUGGGGCAAGGAGCCCUUCAACCUCAGCCACCAGGAGGUUGCAACAGCUAAUUUAGCGUGGGCAUCAGUUGCCAUUCAUCAAGUACAGGUGUGCAGAGGCCUCGCCAAACAGACUGAGCUCAAUGACUUCCUACUAGAUGUGUCAAAAACAUACUUUGAUAACAUUGUGGCAAUAGAUUCUCUACUUGAACAUAUUAUGAUAUAUGCAAAAAACCUGGUGAAUGCAGACAGGUGCGCACUCUUCCAGGUUGAUCACAACAACAAAGAACUGUAUUCUGACCUGUUCGAUAUUGGGGAGGAGAAAGAAGGCAAACCUGUCUUUAGGAAAACCAAAGAAAUUAGGUUUUCUAUAGACAAGGGAAUAGCCGGCCAAGUGGCUCAGACAGGGGAAGUCUUAAAUAUCCCAGAUGCCUAUGCAGACCCACGGUUCAACAGAGAGGUGGACCUCAAAACCGGCUACACCACGCGGAACAUCCUGUGCAUGCCCAUCGUGAGCAGGGGGACCGUUAUAGGUGUGGUGCAGAUGGUGAACAAGUUAAGCGGAAGUGCCUUCACUAAAACAGAUGAGAACAACUUUAAGAUGUUUGCUGUCUUUUGUGCUCUGGCCUUACACUGUGCAAAUAUGUACCACAGGAUCCGGCACUCUGAAUGCAUUUACAGAGUGACGAUGGAAAAGCUGUCUUAUCACAGCAUCUGCACAUCAGAGGAGUGGAAGACCCUUACCCAGCUCAACCUCCCUGCACCCAUUUAUAAAGAGAUUGAAAUGUUCCACUUUGACAUAACUCCCUUUGAGGAGAUCUGGCCUGCUGUCUUUAUCUACAUGGUUCAUAACUCCUGUGGAAAGACCAGCUUUGAGCUGGAGAAGCUGUGUCAGUUCACCAUGUCUGUGCGGAAGAACUACAGGCGUGUGCCCUACCACAACUGGAAGCACGCGGUGACGGUGGCACACUGUAUGUAUGCCAUCCUACAGAAAACGUCUGGGAUGUUCACAGAGCUAGAGAAGAAAGGUCUGUUGAUAGCCUGCCUGUGCCAUGAUCUGGACCAUCGGGGGUACAGCAACGCAUACCUGCAGAAGUUUGACCAUCCACUGGCUGCUCUGUACUCCACAUCCACCAUGGAGCAGCACCACUUCUCUCAGACUGUCUCCAUCCUGCAGCUGGAAGGGCACAAUAUUUUCUCCAACCUGAAUUCCAGCGAGUACGAGCAGGUGCUGGAGAUCAUCCGGAAGGCCAUCAUCGCCACGGACCUCGCCCUGUACUUCAACAACCACCAGCAGCUGACGGAGCUGCUGACCUCGGGCGGGCUGGAUUUGAACAACCACUCACACAGGGACCGUGUGAUUGGUCUGAUGAUGACAGCAUGUGACCUGUGUUCUGUUACCAAGCAAUGGCAUAUCACACGACUCACAGCCAACGACAUCUAUGCUGAGUUCUGGGCUGAGGGAGAUGAGAUGAAGAAGAUUGGUAUGCAGCCAAUCCCCAUGAUGGACAGAGACAAGAAGGAUGAAGUUCCACAAGGCCAAGUGGGAUUCUACAAUGCUGUGGCGAUUCCAUGUUACACAACACUAUCACAGCUUUUCCCUCUGUCCGGUCCUCUUCUGAAAGCUUGCAAGGAGAACCUGAACCAGUGGGAGAAGAUAGCGCAUGGAGAAGUGGAGGAUGUAGUACCCAGCCGGCCUUGUGUUUCAGGCCCCGUCAAGGUGGACAACUGACUACCAAAGGGUUUCUGGCCCACCAAAGGAAUACAACCUGAAUCCUGCCACGGAUAUGGAACUUUGUAGGGGGAAGAACCCACGUCCUGUGUUAGCAGGAGUUGGAUCAGCUAAAAGCAACUUGACUUUGAAACUUACACAGUUACCUCAUUGGGUGACGGAGGUGUCAACACUGACGGUUUCACCGAUCCCAGAGACUGACAGACAGCCGAUGGGGAGGGACUUCAACCCAUCACCCUGUGUCCACUCAGCUUGGGAAUUCAUUUGGUAGAAUGGACUUGUGCUGGUUUGGUUGUUUAUUUGGCUGUUUUAUGUUAUUUUAUGAUUUUUUUUUCUUUUUUGAGCUGAUUCUUUUUCGGUCUUGCAUUUGAGAGGCCUUACCCUGAACCUUUCACAGGCUAGGAUAUGUGAAAUCUUGUUGUUGGUUCAGGCUUUUUUUGAAAUGGUACUGUUUGCCUUCUGUGGUAAGUUUUAUUGUUCGUGUACUACUUCAGCAAGGUAUUCCCAGAGACAGAAGGAAUGUGUAGAACAGAUGUACGGUGUACCACCAACCUUAUAGAGAAGGUGGACGUCAGAAUGUUUUUUUUAUUACUUUUGAGCAAAAAUCCUUUGCAGUACUUGAAUAAAGACAUACAGCCUAUUCUACAUGGAGAUUGCAGAAAUCCCCCACAGCAUAUUCUACAAAACAUGGAUGAACUGUGACAAGAGGAGUUAGAUAAUGUCGACACUUAUGAACCCAGUCACAAGAGAGUCACAAUGUUUCUCCCUGAAGUGGACCCCACAGCACUGCCCCUGGCCCCCUCUGGCAUUUAGGAACCUGCUGCAUAGUGCAUCAACUUUCUUCUGAUUAACAGGAUCUGACUCCAGGCGAGCAGUCAUAAUGUUUGUAGGACGGCGUUCACAAGACUAAAAAAGCAUGAUGCACAAAUAGGAUCCAUUUUACAUCAGUUAUAGUAAGCCAAGACUGCAUACUAUUAACUAAAGUUUCCACUCUCAUAAUAUUUUUUCACGCCAUUAUCACAGCAUGAAUUAUUUUAUACAACAAUCUGUUUCCUCUCAUUAAUCAUUUCUACAACCAUGAAUAAAACACAAGUAAAAUGAGGAUACUUCACAAGUUGUUGAAGUAUCCCAGUAGAUUUUUAAAGAUUAGUUUGUCUGCAGUGACAUAAACUUUUUACAUGUUGACUACCUUAUGUAAUGUCCAGACAGCACCCUAAUUUAUAACACAUGGUUAAGGCGUGGUGAAUUCUAGAGGUAUAAAUUAAAUAAAGGGUGAAGGCUGGGAUAAGACGGGUGUUAGAGCAUUACUCCGUGUCCUUGCAGGUUCAAAGCCGUAGUAUGAAACAUUAAUGACACUGAACAUUUUAUCAUGUUGCUGUCGAUGCCAGACACAGCAGCUCAACAGAAAAGCUCUCUCAAGAUCCGAGCCUGAAAUCGAAGCCGAAGUGUCAGCUUCAUAUUUUCCCAAAAUGUCAAACCUGUUAAGCUUAAGAGCAUCAUACGUCUAUCUCUGGGAUUGCAACACAAGAAUGUCGGUUGACUUUUUGCAGGUGUGUAACAGACGUUACCGUCUUGUCCGUGACCUAUCGAAGGAAAUAAAUCAUCCUCCUUUAUGCUCAUUCUCCAAACACAUGCAAGGGGUACAUUUGAACUCUUUCAAAUGAGUUUCCAAGAUCUUCCAAAAGACAAAUGUUUUUUUGUUUUUUGUUUCUUUUUUUUUUUUUUGUCUGAAACUGUCAUUCCAGUGGACAUUGUCCCUCCAAGACUGAAAUUACCGCUCAAAAUAAUUUGUUUUAUGACUGGUACUGUGGUCCCCAAUGGUGUGAAUGUACAAUUUGAUGAAUGUUUUGUUGAUUGCAGAUCCCUGGUGGUGGCAUGUGGGUUAGUACGCCAUCAGUUUCCAUAAUGUGCUCUGUCUUACUUUUCAGAAUUGCUUCCAGUAAGCUUCAACCAAGAGCAACAAUUAGCAUGCACCUAAACUGAAGUUUAUAUAUAAUUUUGCAUAUACGGUAAUAGGUGUAUCCUGUGUACAAUCUAGGACUUAGUUUGUACAGACUAAGACGUAUGCUCUGAUGGUGCUAAACUGAAUGGCAGUCAUGCACUUUCUGACUGGGUGUGUUUGCAUGUGUGCGUGUGUGUGUGUGAGAGAGAGAGAGAGAGAAAGAGAGAGAAAGCUUUUGACUGUCUCUUUCCCCACUCCAAACCCACAUGGUUGAGAACAUGGUUAAGUCCAUAACACUGCACUGUCCCUUCUACUUUUCAGCACCAGUUAUAUCCCAUUGUCUGCACUAUGUUUAGCUUAUGAUCUUUAUCAUUAUUAUUAUUAUUAUUAUUAUUAUUAUUAUUGAUGAUUAUU